Molecule: messenger RNA, 4162 nt
Organism: Ostrinia nubilalis (European corn borer)
Lineage: Eukaryota; Metazoa; Arthropoda; Insecta; Lepidoptera; Crambidae
Exons: 8
Coding region: 2324-3031 (235 amino acids)
Source: RefSeq, a predicted model, not a curated record
GACGCAGCAAAAGCUCCACCUCGCAGCCUGGAUUUCAGAUAAGUGCCCUGAUUAUUCCUUCCUUACAUCAUCCCAACACCAUUAAACCACACCUAAACCUUUUUUAUUCCCGAAAUCCUAUCCAAUUUAGUAAAAACUUUCACUUGUGCAAAUUGUGUCUACCCCAUAAUUUUUAUUCAUUGUUCAAAAUAUCAUCAAAUCAUUGCAAUUUCUCUUAUUUUCAAGUAAUUAAAGCCAAAUCCUAAUUGUAAUAACGUAUCGCGCCAGUAGUUUCCCGGUUUUUAGUAUUUUUGCCGAAUAUUUCAGUUGUGCCAGCGGCCGACCUCAACGAGCCGGCUAACGGGACAUCAGCUGAUUCAACGCGUCAACACCGGCUUCCUGGCUGCCGUCGGGGCUGAGGGCGUGAGAUACGUAUUCUUUUUAUUAUAAAUUUGUGUCUUUCUGAGGCGCGGCUUUGUAAUUUUGAUUUGAACUACCUCGCAUAAUUAUUUUUUAUCGUGUAAAUUCUUUAAACAUUCUAUAAUUUAUUAAUUAAACGCAUUUCAAUACUACAAUUUACAUUUCAAAACAAUAUUUUCUUAGUAAUUUGACAUUUUAAUACGAAAUAAUGACUGAUCCAGCCACUUUAUCACCGCAUUUGGCAUCGAGGCAUUCGAUGUCAAAGGAUUUAUUAGUAAAACGUAGUUCAAUUAAAGGGCAAAUUGCUAGAUUUAGAAAUUACUUAAACAAAGUUACAAAGCAGCCCUCGCUGACGACCAUUGAGAUUGCUGAAUUGUCACUUAAACUCAGCAAGUUCGAGGGUCAGUUGGCCAAAUAUGACGAGCUGCAAACUCAGAUCGAAUUAAUAAAUUCUGAAAAUUUGGAUUUUGAGAUGGACGAGCGUGAACGCAUUGAGCAAGACUUUAUUUUGUGCAUAGCUAUGGCAAAGAGUUUCUUAGAUGAACAAAAUGAAUCGAAAUUAAUAAGUCAAGACAAAAAACGCCGCGAAUCUUUAUUUUUAGAGGCUCAAUCUUUUGACGCAGAUUCUAGUGUUCGCCUACCUCAAAUCCAAAUAGCCAAAUUUGACGGAUCAUAUUUCCGCUGGUUAGAGUUCCGCGACACUUUCUCUAAUUUAAUUCAUAACAAUGAACGCUUGUCAUCCAUUCAAAAGUUUCACUAUUUGAUUUCCUAUUUAGAGGGAGAUGCAGCUCGUGUUAUUUCAAAUAUUGAGGUGUCUUCUGCCAAUUAUAAUGAUGCUUGGCAAUUAAUUUACCAGCGUUAUAAUGACAAAAGACUACUCAUUAAUCAUCAUCUUAAAUCAUUGUAUAAUUUGCAACAGUCGACACGCGAAACUGAAAGUUCCCUACGAUUUGUAGUAGAUCAUGUCACCAAAAACUUGCGUGCCCUAGCCAAUCUAGGUCAGCCCACAGAGCACUGGGACACAUUAAUUAUAUUUUUCAUUUGCUCUAAACUUCAUAACCAUACUCUCAUAAAGUGGGAAGAACAACGUAGCAAUUUAGGAGAUGUUCCCACCUUAGAACAAUUUAAGCAGUUUUUAAUUGACCGGGCACACAUAUUAGAAUCUACUAGUCGUAAUCAAUAUAAUAAUAAUUCUAAAAACACAAAUAAUUACGUAAAAUCAAUUCAAAAUUCAAAUUUUAAUAGCAAUCAAUCAACUUUUCAAACAAAUUCACAUAAUGCAACUUUAAAUUCCAACAAUAAUAAUUCACACGUCUGUAUUAUUUGCAACAAAGGUCAUAAAAUAUACGAAUGUUCAAUUUUUAAAUCAAAAUCAAUACAGGAUAGGUUAGUAGACGUUUCUAAAUAUAAGUUAUGUUCGAACUGUUUACGUCAAGGACACCCGGCCCGCGAGUGUCGUAUGGGUCCAUGUAGGCAGUGUAACGAGCGACAUAAUACACUACUGCAUUCAGUUGAUGCCACUAAAGCCAACAAUGCUCAAAUACAACCAUCGGAAUCCAUUGUCAACUUCUCAACCACCUCACUGUGGCGUGGAGCAUAUGCUCCAAUGUCAAAAUGGCCCCGUCUGUGGCGUGGAGCAUAUGAUCCACAAAAUGUAGGUUCACAUUUCGCGGCACAGCACGCUCAAUUUUUAUUAGAUUGCAUUAAGAUUACUACAGUACGUUCCUGACGAACCGGGCUGUAUAAUGAUAUACGCCUUGGAUACGGCCUAGAAGGAAAAUAAAAAGUUAUCUGUCAUCAAAGUUACUCUAUUUUCAUUACGCACUUUGCCUACUUGCCGCCUUGAGUGAGCUACGUUGGCAGAGUUUUAAUACUUGAAAUUUGUAUUAGAUCAUAGAACGUGAGCUGUUGCUGCGUAGGAAGAAUGUCAUCUAACGAAGAAAAUUUGCCCUCAACCUCAGGCCAAGGCCAAGGCCGUGGCCGUGGCCGCGGUCGCGGUCGCGGUGCCAAUAGAGGCAGAGGUGCUGAGGAUCCGGAAGCACUUCUUACUGUCAGAGCCGCCCGACAAGUUUCGCAAAGACAUUUUGCGAACUUGUCGGCGGCCGACAAGGACGACCUUCCCGACGCGCCUCCGCGCAAACGGCGAACUUUAAAUGCUUCUCCUGAGAGGGAGCUGCCCGAAGUAGUGGAUCCACUGCAACCUACGCCGCAAGUGGAUCCACUACAGCCAUCAACUUCGUGGCAACCGACGCCGCCUCUACAAGUGCCGGCUGACGUCGAGUUUGUUCACAACGAGGAGAUUGGCCACGGGUCCAGGGACCCGACGCCGCCUCUACAGGUGCCGGCUGACGUCGAGUUUGUUCACAACGAGAUUGGCCACGGGUCCAGGGACCCGACGCCGCCUCUACAGGUGCCGGCUGAUGUCGAGUUUGAUCACAACGAGGAGAUUGCCGAAAGCGACGCGUCCGUUGAUACGGCAGAGGCGGACACAGUACCCAAUUCGCCCAGUUCUCUGGACUCUUUGGUUUUCCGCCUGUCAACCACAGAGAACUGGGCGAAUGUAUGCCGUACGCCCCAAAAAAAAAGAGAGUAUUUUAACGACGACAUCACAGACUCUGAUGCUUCUUGUUAAAAUACUCUCUUUUUUUUUAUUGUUAGGAAAACAAACAGCAUUCUAUAGCACAUAGAGUUAACAAUUAAACUUCACAUUCGCCAAAAUAUCGAAUUAUCUUCGAAAAAAUUUAAUGUAUCUUACUUAAGAAUUAAUUCAGCUAAAUAUACCUUUAUGUUUAUUAAACUUAAUACUUGCUAUGCCCUUACAGGGUGCAUAUGAUGUACUACCUAACCAUUUACCAACUGUCAAACCACACAUAUUAUCUUCGAAAAAAUUUAAUGUAUCUUAAGAAUUAAUUCAGCUAAAUAUACCUUUAUGUUUAUUAAACUUAAUACUUGCUAUGCCCUUACAGGGUGCAUAUGAUGUACUACCUAACCAUUUACCAACUGUCAAACCACACAUGUUAUCUUCGAAAAAAUUUAAUGUAUCUUACUUAAGAAUUAAUUCAGCUAAAUAUACCUUUAUGUUUAUUAAACUUAAUACUUGCUAUGCCCUUACAGGGUGUAUAUGAUGUACUACCUAACCAUUUACCAACUGUCAAACCACACAUAUUAUCUUCGAAAAAAUUUAAUGUAUCUUAAGAAUUAAUUCAGCUAAAUAUACCUUUAUGUUUAUUAAACUUAAUACUUGCUAUGCCCUUACAGGGUGCAUAUGAUGUACUACCUAACCAUUUACCAACUGUCAAACCACACAUAUUAUCUUCGAAAAAAUUUAAUGUAUCUUACUUAAGAAUUAAUUCAGCUAAAUAUACCUUUAUGUUUAUUAAACUUAAUACUUGCUAUGCCCUUACAGGGUGUAUAUGAUGUACUACCUAACCAUUUACCAACUGUCAAACCACACAUAUUAUCUUCGAAAAAAUUUAAUUUAUCUCUAGGAUGAUGCCAAUGUAAAUAAAAUAUUAUCUAACUAGCUUUUGCCCGCGGCUUCACCCGCGUGAAAUUUAAUUUGUCACAGAUCGUCAUAAAUUAUAUAAUAGCCUAUAUUAUGUUAUUCUGGGUUAUAAACAAUAAUACUGUAAAGUUUCAAUCAAAAUCCGUUCAGUAGUUUUUGCGUGAAAGAGUAACAAAUAUCCAGACAUCCAAACUUUUGCAUUUAUAAUAUUAGUAGGAUUUUUUUGCUAGGAUGUAUGUAAAUAAAAUAUUAACUAAU